Molecule: messenger RNA, 2307 nt
Organism: Penicillium manginii
Lineage: Eukaryota; Fungi; Ascomycota; Eurotiomycetes; Eurotiales; Aspergillaceae
Product: 5-methyltetrahydropteroyltriglutamate--homocysteine S-methyltransferase
Exons: 3
Coding region: 1-2307 (768 amino acids)
Molecular function (GO): zinc ion binding; 5-methyltetrahydropteroyltriglutamate-homocysteine S-methyltransferase activity
Source: RefSeq, a predicted model, not a curated record
AUGGUUCAAUCCGCCGUUCUCGGUUUCCCCCGUAUGGGUAAGCUCCGUGACCUGAAGAAGGCCACUGAAGCUUACUGGGGUGGCAAGAUCUCCCAGGAUGACCUCCUCGCUGAGGGUAAGCGUCUCCGUGCUGAGCACUGGAAGAUCCAACAGGCUGCUGGUGUCGACUCCAUCCCCAGCAACGACUUCGCCUUCUACGAUCAGUUCCUGGACCACUCCCAGCUCUUCGGUGUCAUCCCUGAGCGUUACAGCAAGCACAAGCUGAGCCCUCUCGAUGAGUACUUCGCCAUGGGCCGUGGUCACCAGAAGAACGGUGUCGAUGUCCCCGCUCUGGAGAUGGUUAAGUGGUUUGACUCCAACUACCACAUUGUCAAGCCCGCUGUCCAGGAGAACCAGAAGUUCACCCUGAACGCCAACCCCAAGCCCGUUGUUGAGUUCAAGGAGGCCCUUGAGCUUGGCAUCAAGACCACCCCCGUCAUCGUCGGUCCCGUUACCUUCCUGGCUCUCGCCAAGGCCGACCGUGGUCAGAACGUUGAUCCCAUUGACCUGCUCCCCGCUCUUCUGCCCCUCUAUGUCGACCUCCUGGCCCAGCUGAAGGCUGCUGGCGCCGAGAGCGUGCAAUUGGAUGAGCCUGUCCUUGUUUUGGACUUGAACCCCAAGGUCAAGGCUGCUUUCAAGCCUGCCUACGAGGCCCUGGGCAACCUGGGCGCUAAGGCCCCCAAGAUUACCCUGGCCACCUACUUCGGAGAUAUUGUCCACAACAUUGAGGUUCUGAAGGACACCCAGAAUGUUGAUGCUAUCCACGUCGACCUUGUCCGCAACCCCGAGCAGGUUGAUGCCGUUAUCGCUGCCCUGGGUCCUAACCAGACUCUGUCCGCCGGUGUUGUCGAUGGUCGUAACAUUUGGCGCUCUGAUUUGGGUAAGAAGAUUGAGCUGCUUGAGCGCAUCCAACAAUCAAUUCCUGCUACUAGGCUGCGCAUCGCUACCUCUUCCUCGCUGCUCCACACCCCUCACACCCUCGAGAGCGAGAAGAAGCUCGACCCUGAGGUUCGUGAGUGGUUCAGCUUCGCUAGCGAGAAGGUCAAGGAGGUUGUUGUCCUUGCCAAGGCUAUCACCCAGGGCCCCGCCUCUGUUGCUGCUGAAUUGGAAGCAAACGCUGCCGCGAUGAAGUCUCGGGCUACAUCUACACGCACCAAUGACCCCGCUGUCAAGGCUCGUCAGGCCGCAGUGACCGAAAAGGACCAUCUCAGGAAAUCGGCCUUCCCCGUGAGAAUUGCACUGCAAACCAAGGAGAUCAAGCUCCCUCUUUUCCCCACCACCACCAUUGGUUCCUUCCCCCAGACCCAGGAGAUCCGUAUCCAGCGCAACAAGUUCACCAAGGGUGAAAUCACUGCUCAGGAGUACGAGAAGUUCAUUGAGAAGGAGAUCGAGCACGUUGUCAAGCUCCAGGAGGAUCUUGACUUGGACGUCCUGGUCCACGGCGAGCCGGAAAGAAACGACAUGGUUCAAUAUUUCGGAGAACGCCUCAACGGCUAUGUCUUCACUACUCAUGCUUGGGUUCAGAGCUACGGGUCCCGUUGUGUCCGCCCCCCUAUUAUCGUGGGUGACAUCAGCCGCCCGGCACCCAUGACCGUGAAGGAGAGUGCCUAUGCCGUUUCUCUCACCAAGAAGCCCAUGAAGGGUAUGCUUACUGGCCCUAUCACCUGCCUUCGGUGGUCUUUCCCCCGUGAUGAUGUCCACCAGAGCGUCCAGGCCCAGCAGCUUGCUCUGGCCCUGCGUGACGAGGUCAUCGAUCUUGCAAACGCUGGUGUCAAGGUUAUCCAGGUCGACGAGCCCGCCCUUCGUGAGGGUCUCCCUCUUCGCACUGGCUCCGCACGUGAGGCUUACGUGAAGUGGGCUGUGAACGCUUUCAAGCUCUCCACUGCCGGUGUCGAGGACAAUGUCCAAAUCCACUCUCACUUCUGCUACUCUGAGUUCCAAGAUUUCUUCCACGCCAUUGCUGCCCUUGACACCGAUGUUCUGUCCAUCGAGAACAGCAAGUCCGAUGCUAAGCUGCUCAAGGUCUUCGUUGACCAGAGCUUCGAUGCCCACAUCGGCCCCGGUGUCUACGAUAUCCACUCUCCUCGUGUUCCCACCGAGGAGGAGAUCAAGGAGCGUAUUGAGCAGAUGCUCCAGUUCCUCAAGCCCGAGCAGCUCUGGAUCAACCCUGACUGUGGCCUGAAGACCCGUACUGAGGAGCAAACUGUCGGUCAGCUCAAGUCCCUCGUGGCUGCGGCUAAGUACUUCCGCGAGAAGUACUCCAAGUAA